AUGAGCCGGGUUAGACGCCAAUAUCUGGGAUGUUUCCUAGCUGCCCUAGUGUCGGCUGUGAAGGAGGCAUUCAGGCGGUGUUGGAAGGCGUACAAGUCCAAAGCAUGGGAGGCAGACGAGCUCGCUCCCAUUAGCGGCACGCCACAGAAUGGACUUGGAGGCUGGCGCGCAACAAUCUUCGACAAUCUCGAUACACUGUGGAUCAUGGGCAUGCAUGCCGAAUUUGAAAAUGCAGUUAUAGCCGUCUCUCAGAUGAGCUUUGCGGACACUUCCUCGCCAGAGAUCAAUACACACGAAGUCAAUUCACGCUACCUUGGUGGUCUACUUGCUGCAUACGAUCUGAGUUCUGACCACAGGUUGCUACAAAAGGCGAUUGAGGUCGGCGAUAUGUUGUAUGCUGCCUUUGAUACCCCAAACCGGAUGCCGAUCAUCUAUUGGGAUCUUCACAGGGCUGCGCGCCAAGAGGAGCAAAUUGCCGAAGAAAUAGUAUCUGCUUCAGAACUCGGAUCUUUUAUCCUCGAAUUCACCCGCUUGUCUCAAAUUACAGGAGACCAGAAAUAUUACGAUGCAGCACAGCGCGUUAUGGCGGCACUUGAGCGGCACCAGGACUCUACCAAAUUGACCGGCGUGUGGCCUGUCGUUCUCAACCCCCGCACAUAA
Penicillium subrubescens is the source of this 660-nucleotide messenger RNA. RefSeq lists its product as uncharacterized. The record is from RefSeq and is a predicted model, not a curated record. NCBI's taxonomy places the organism in Eukaryota, Fungi, Ascomycota, Eurotiomycetes, Eurotiales, Aspergillaceae. Gene Ontology annotation, cellular component: endoplasmic reticulum; Golgi membrane. Gene Ontology annotation, molecular function: calcium ion binding; mannosyl-oligosaccharide 1,2-alpha-mannosidase activity. Bases 1 to 660 code for a protein of 219 amino acids. Gene Ontology annotation, biological process: N-glycan processing; carbohydrate metabolic process. The transcript has 2 exons.